GCCCGGACCAUGGAGCCGCGCUGGGCGCAGACGGGCCGGGAUGGGCCAGAUGAUGACGAGGGGGGGCAGCAGCGGCCUCCCCCAUCCCUCUUUCUCCAGCUGCCAAGCAACGCGACCCUCCGGUUCCGUGGCAGCGUGGCCAGGGCCUGGGGGGCUGCGCUGGAGGAGGGGGAGCCCCCAGGGGCCCCCCAGGAGCGGGACGGGGAAGAAGCCGGGGAGCAGGAAUCGGUUCCCCUGAAACAGCUGCCGCUCUGCAUGGCGGAGAAACGGAGACUCAGGCUCCGGGAGCAGCAGGCAGCCUGGAAACGGAGCCGCUGGGAGCAGUGGCAGGUGGGGACGCGCCGCAUGUGGGGACAGGUGGGGGGCACCCUGCUGUAUGCCCAGGUGUGGAGGGGCUCACUACACCACAUCGAAGGUCACUUCGGAACCGGGAUCCAGUCGUAUUUCAACUUCCUGCGCUUCCUGGUGCUGCUGAACCUGGGGGGGGCCCUGCUCACGGUGGGGUUCGUGGUGGCCCCCAACGCUGCCUUCGAGGGGCUGCAGCUGAACCAGACCCAGAAGGGGCCGAACUCCACGGUGAUCAGCAGCUGCCUGCAGUACGACCCCACCAAGCGGGGCCUGGUCAGCUACUUUACCUACUUCAUGGACCUGCUCUCCGGGACGGGGUUCAUGGAGCUCACCCACCUGUUCUACGGUUAUUACCAAAACUCGGCCGUGCAUUUCGUGGGCUUCUCCUAUAACAUCCCCCUGGCCUAUCUGCUGAGCGUCUUGGGCUACUUCUCCGUCUGCCUCUUCUGGAUCGUCCGCCGGGCCGUCCAUCUCCUGAAGCGCAGCCUGGUCAGCGAGAACGGGGCGCUCAACACCUACAGCAACAAGGUCUUCGCCGGCUGGGAUUUCUGCCUGGGGCCGGGCACCGCGGUGCACAUGAAACACAACAGCCUCCGCUACGAGCUGCGGAUGGACCUGGAGGAACAGACUUUGCGGCGGCUCAUGGCCCAGCGCAGCCCGGGCCAGCGACUCGGCCUGUACGGCCUGCGCGGCGCCGUCAACCUGCUGGUGCUGGCGCUGCUGGGGGUGGCUUUCUACUGCGUCUACCUGGCCACCGAGUACUCGCAGCGGGACCAGCAGAACAGCGGCCUGGGGCAGCAGGGACUGGUCGUGGGGCUGCUCGUGGCCUAUCUGCCCUCCAUCGUCAUCACGGCCGCCAACCAGCUGGUGCCGCUGGUCUUCGGGCUCCUCGUGCGCCUGGAGCGGUACCCGCUCAGCCUGGAGAUCCGGCUCACCCUGCUCAGGACCGUGUUCCUGCGUCUCUCCAGCCUCCUUGUUCUCCUCUUCUCCCUCUGGAGCCAGAUCACCUGCAACGGGGACCCCGACGCCGAUUCCUGCAGGACCUGCCGCUACGACCACAAGCAGCACCCGUGCUGGGAGACGAGCGUGGGGCGGGAGAUGUACAAGCUGCUGGUGUUCGACCUGCUCGUAGUGCUGCUGGUGCUGCUGCUGGUGGAGUUCCCCAGGAAGCUGCUGGUGACCCACGGCCCUGCCCUCCUGGCCCGGCUGUGGGGGCAGCAGGAGUUCCUGGUGCCCCCCAACGUGCUGGACCUGGUGUACGGCCAGACCGUGUGCUGGGUCGGCGCCGCCUUCUCCCCCCUGCUGCCCCUGCUCAACACCGCCAAGUUCGUCCUGCUUUUCUACCUCAAGAAGCUCACCCUGUUCUCGAACUGCCGCCCGGCCGACCGCACCUUCCGCGCCUCCAGCUCCAGCUUCUUCUUCCUGCUGGUUCUGCUGCUGGGCCUGGCCAUCGCCUGGGUGCCCCUGCUGUACAGCGUCUUUGUCCUCCAGCCCUCCCAGGCCUGUGGCCCGUUCCGGGGUGAGCCGACCAUGUGGAGCACCCUCUCGGCGGCCAUCGAUACCCUGCCCCACGUGGCCAGGGAGUUCCUGCAGUUUGUGGGCUCAUUGGCCUUUGCUGUGCCGCUCUUCCUGCUGCUGUGCAUCCUCAUGUUCUACCUGAUGGCCCUGGCUCAUUCCUACAGCCGCCUGGUGAAGGAACUCAAAGGGCAGCUGCGGCUGGAGGGGCGGGAUAAGGUCUUCUUAGUGACUCAGAUCACAGAGCUCAGCUAAGAAGAGAGCUGCAAGAAAACUCCCGAUCUCGUUGAUUUGAGGAUGAUUCGACCCUGCCUUGUCGGCCCGGCCUUCCCCUGCCAUUCGCCUGUGUGCCAAACCCGCCCCCUGCUGGACGAAAAGUACAAUAACCUCCAAAGAACCCAGAGCGCAUUCAUGGACUGUGUGUAAGGAUCACUCGCCCGGCGCUGAGCUGCGGCCCCUCUGGAGUGGGGUGUGGGGGCUGGGUAUAUGGGGAGCCCUCGCCUCUCCGGGAUGGGGCGCAGGGGCUGUUUAUACAGAGACCUCUCGCCUGGCUGAGACAUGGCCCCUCUGGAGUGGGUGUGGGGUUUGGUUACACAGGGACUCCACUCUUUACUGCCACCCAGCGACGCUGUUCAGUUUAGGACAGGAAGUGAAGCAAAACCCUGCGUGUAACUGACAUCCCAGGGGACUUUGCAGGAGGAGAAGGUGGACUGGCUUGUGUCUGGAAUGGGCCGGGCUGCUGGCCUUCAGGACCCAAUUCUCACACUCUCCGUCCUGCCCCAGGCUAACCCCAUGGCCUCCGAACAGAGUACACAGCGGGUGAACCCCUCGUUACUGGCUGGCAGCAGAACUCCAUUGUCGCACUCCAGGGGAGCUGCAUUUGUAUUUCCCAUCUACCAGGCCCCGGCUGUCACCCCUCGUGGGCGGAGACCCACGUGUCUCUCUCCCUCCCUGGGGGGGGGGGGCGGGGGUGGUUUCCAGGCUGGCCAGCUCCCUGCCCAGGGCUCUGAUUUCACACACGAACCCGCAAAGCGAGAUUGCCAUCAACAAUAAUCGCCAUUUACAGCUCGGCCAAGUCAGGGGAAACCCUGCUCGGAAAACGUAACAGCGUUUGAUUUCAGGCGCUUUCCUCGGUGUAUUUUGAGAUGUGAUGUUGACAAUUUAAUGGCUUUUAAAGCUGUGACUUUUUGAGUCUCUAACACCUGCUGUUGAUAAAUCAUUGUCUGACUCUCCCGCCCCUCCCCGCAUUCUCUGAACCUCCUGUGAUUUUUCUGCAAUUGGGAACAUUUUAAAUCUGGAAAAAAAAACCCCAAAAACCUUAAAAUGAAAGCACAAGUUUUGGUUUGAAAUUAUAAAAUAAAAAUUGAAUUCUG
Mauremys mutica (yellowpond turtle) is the source of this 3236-nucleotide messenger RNA. RefSeq names its product transmembrane channel like 4 (gene TMC4). Gene Ontology annotation, cellular component: plasma membrane. The record is from RefSeq and is a predicted model, not a curated record. NCBI's taxonomy places the organism in Eukaryota, Metazoa, Chordata, Testudines, Geoemydidae. The transcript has 16 exons. Bases 10 to 2118 code for a protein of 702 amino acids. Gene Ontology annotation, molecular function: mechanosensitive monoatomic ion channel activity.